Molecule: messenger RNA, 755 nt
Organism: Gamsiella multidivaricata
Lineage: Eukaryota; Fungi; Mortierellomycota; Mortierellomycetes; Mortierellales; Mortierellaceae
Exons: 3
Coding region: 81-467 (128 amino acids)
Source: RefSeq, a predicted model, not a curated record
GCACUUCGCAGCAACUGCAAACUGCAGCAACACAGGGAACAGCCGAUACGAGUGAUCAAUUGAAGUGGCAACUCAAAAAUAUGUUCCCCCACCUCUUCUCCCUCUCUCCCUCCCUCUCCCUCUCAUUCUUACUCUUGCAUCUUCACUUUCCUGCCUUGCAUUCCACCAUACUGCUUCCGUGCCACUUCGCCAGCUCACCCAUCCCUUCACUUCCAUCCCAUCCCUCUCAUUCGAUCCCCCGCUACCCCCAACCCCCUCUUUCUCGCCAUCACAUCCACUCUCUUCAACUCACUAUGGGCUGCUGUGGAAGCAAACACACUGAUCGCGACGAGGCUGAACGGAUCCGUCUGUUGAAUGAGAGCCAUGCUGUUUGUACCUAUGGAGCUUGGAAGCAAACAAAAAAAAGAGGCAUAGAGGAGUUUGGGGAGGAGAGGUCCCAUUGGGGGUUUGACAAUUAUCACGAUUGAUAGGAGGAUGGGGCAUAAAAUAGAACAUCGAGAAAAUAAACAUGGCGACAAUAAUGAGCCUAUGAUGUUUGAGGGAGUGGAAGAAAUGCGCGGGUACGCGCGCGCGUCUGCGCACAAUUUGUAUACCUUCUUUUUUUAUACCAUGUUUCUAUGAGGAAUGGGUUUAUUUGUUGUCUGUUUUCGUUUUUUAUUUUAUUUUCUCUUUUUUUGCAUAAGAGCUGUUCGUUCAGAAAAUAGUGGAGUGGUGCAUUAUAUUACACAGAACUGGUCACUACUCGUCCUAUUAUC